Prunus armeniaca (apricot) is the source of this 648-nucleotide messenger RNA. The record is from the annotation of a GenBank genome assembly. NCBI's taxonomy places the organism in Eukaryota, Viridiplantae, Streptophyta, Magnoliopsida, Rosales, Rosaceae.
AUGGUGGAGUUGCAAAGUGGAUUUCAAAUCAAGAAGUUAAGAUCGGACAGAGGAGGUGAAUACACUUCAACUGAAUUUAGGAAGUUUUGUGAAGACUUGGGACUUGAAAGGCAAUUAACAGUCGCUUAUUCUCCUCAACAAAAUGGAGUUGCAGAGAGGAAGAAUAGGACCAUUGUAGAGAUGGCUAGAACAAUGCUUUAUGAAAAGAGAAUGCCUAUCAAGUUCUGGGGAGCAGCAGUUAACGUUGCAGUCUACAUUCUCAAUAGGUAUCCUACAAGUGCUCUCACGAAUAAAACCCCUUUUGAGGCAUUCAGUGGAAGAAAAACCUGGCCAAAUGAAGAAGUGCACACGUCAAUUCCUUGGGACAAUAGUGAGGAAGUAAGAAUAACUGAAGGCCGAGAGGAGUUUGAAUCACCUAAUCAAGCUCUAGAAUCACCAAGUGUUAGAUCAUCACCAAAUGCAGUCACUACACCAUCCCAAGAGAAGAGACAAGCUUCACCAAGACCAAAUCCUUGUGAGAUUGAAACAACUGAGCUCUAUGAUCACACACCCUUGAGGUGGAAGAACUUGAAUGAAAUUUUUGCACAGUGUAAAGUAAGUAUUGUGGAACCUGAAAACUUUGCUGAAGAAACUCAUGAUGAGGCAUAG